CACAGCCCCAUAGCUUCCAGCAGUCCGUGUUAACUCUGCCACAGACGGAGCUCCAGCCACAGUGUCAGCCACGCUACAGACAUCCGGGAGCGGCUCCAAACCUCGAAAGAAAAAAAGAAAAGUAUCCCGUUGAGGAAGGAGAGAGCAGGUCGGGUGCUGGUGCUGGUGCUGGUGCUGGAGCAGGAAAAAAGGGAUAUUUUCCAGGUGCUAGGUUUACUUUCGCAGGCUAACGUUACUCUACCCGGCAUCUCACCGCCGCCGGACGGAAGACAGUAUCUCUGAACCGAGCUGGACGUUUGCUUUUCUUCCAAAAGAAGAUGGCAUCGAAUGACUCGCGCCUCCAGCAGCAGCCGUCCCAGAAGGACGCGGCCGACCAGAACUUUGACUACAUGUUCAAGCUGCUGAUCAUCGGCAACAGCAGCGUGGGGAAGACGUCCUUCCUGUUCCGCUACGCGGACGACUCCUUCACCUCCGCCUUCGUCAGCACCGUGGGCAUCGACUUCAAGGUCAAGACCGUGUUCCGCAAUGACAAGAGGAUCAAGCUGCAGAUCUGGGAUACAGCGGGGCAGGAGCGCUACCGCACCAUCACCACGGCCUACUACAGAGGAGCCAUGGGCUUCCUGCUCAUGUACGACAUCACUAACCAGGACUCCUUCAACGCAGUUCAGGACUGGGCGACGCAGAUCAAGACGUACUCGUGGGAUAAUGCUCAGGUGAUCCUGAUUGGUAACAAGUGUGACCUGGAGGACGACAGGCUCGUACCCACGGAGGACGGCCAGAGGCUGGCGGAGGAGCUAGGUUUCCAGUUCUUCGAGGCCAGCGCCAAGGACAACAUCAACGUGAAGCAGGUGUUCGAGCGGCUGGUGGACGUCAUCUGUGAGAAGAUGAACGAGAGCAUGGAGGGGGACAUCGACCUCGUGUCCAACCACAGGAACCAGGCCCUUAAAGACUCGCCGUCAGAGAGCCACGGGGGCUGCACCUGCUGAAGUGUCCGCCCUCUUACCAGCUCCCCACACACACACACACACACACACUGAUAAUCAUACAUAAAGACCUUCCCUCUCUGUGCCUCGACCACGUAAAGUGCCGCACCUCUUCCUCUCUCUUCACUCCAGCCACGCCCAGCUCUGCUUUGUCCACACAGCCCGGCACGAACCAAAAGGACAGCUCGCUGAAAUACUCUUCAUCAGCAUUGUCAGACCCUCCUCAGUCUUUUGCCCACUUUCUGUCUCUGUUUCCAACCCCGUCAGCUCUGCGGUGAGCUGAUAGUCCACCAAACAUGUCCUGUGCUCCGUCCCCCCCCACCCACCUCAACCGCUGCCUUAUCUGAGACAUUUGUUCAGUGGCUUUCAUUUUUCCUAGACAAAUAUUUGUGCAGAUAGCUUAAAGCUAGUGAUGCCAAAUAGUGGCUGUAGGUGACUGUGCUUUAUGGCAUUCGUUGUUUUGUUUGAGAUAGAUUCAGUGUGUGCGCUCAGGUUCAAAUGAUGCCUCAACAAAAGGCACAUCCAGCUUUGUAACGCUUAAAGGAACAGUUUGACGUUUUGGGAAAUCCGCUUAUUUGCUACCUUGUGGAGAGUUAGAUGAGAAGAUUAAUACCGCUCUCAUGUCUGUAUGCCAAAUAUGAAGUACCGCUAAUGUCUCACCUACCCUAGAGGAUUUCUCUGUUAUGUGUUAUUAUGAAGUUCAAACUGAUAAAAUGAUGACAAGAUGAUUAAAAAAAAAGAGUCUCGAUGCCAGUCUUGUGCUGCCCUUUGCCUCCCUCAGUGCCUCUCGGAGGCUGUCGAAGCCUUUUCCUGUGCACUAACGCUGAGACAGCUGGAGGGCGACGGUGAUGCCCAACGUUGAGCCCCGCUCUCUACACAUACGCUGCCGCGCCCGUGCCAUGAAUUCGUUUUAACUAUCGCUAACACUUGUACUUGGCACUUGACCGGCCUCGUGGCGUAGCUCACCUCUUUGUGCCACUCCGUCUUUAAUGCCUUCUCUCGCAAAACAAACGCAUGCGUUCACCGCGACACCCACCCACGUACGCACUCUACUCCCACAGACUGCAGCAUGGCGAAAGAGUUGGCAUGGCAAACCUACUAUGCUUAAUAACUGAUUUUCUACAAAGUGGUGAAUUGUCUUUUUCUUCUUGUUUACUGACAUAAUCACUGUUAUGUGGAAAUGCAGCACUGUGUGUGUGUGUGUGUGUGGGUACCAGAACACUGAUCUCUGUGAAGGAUAAGUGUAGACCUCAACUGUGCUGUUGCCACUAUGAGGAAAAGCAAUGAGCUGAAGUCACCCUCCCUCUGUGUGUGUUGUAAUCCGAGCUUCUCUGUGCUUUGUUGACAUAUUUGGUUCGGCGGUGCAUGCCUUGUAGUGCAUGUGAGCGUGCCCCACUGGCCGGAUCACCGCCGCCGCCCUGCACUGCUCUCAUAGGGCGGUCACCGCUGAUGACGCCUCUCCGGUCGGCGCGAAAGUGUAGCACCCACCCUCCAGUUCCCCCCCUCAGGUAAACACUGGUAGCUCCGUCAGCGCUGUUGCCGUUGUAUGCGCUGUUAGCACCGUUAGCUGCUAACAUUGAGAGCCGGUGGAGGCAACCGAUGUGCUCUGAGUUGAGUAUUGAGCAUCUUUUAAAGGAGCCUUCGUCACUUGAUCUCCCACUGCUGUCAUCUGAAGUAAAUAAAAUGAGGUUUCACCAUCAUUUCACUUCACGUUGCUUGCCAUCAGUUACACUGGACCUGAAAUAGCUUUUUUGUUCAUUGUUCCAUGUCAGUAUUGAAUGGUCAACCCCCCCUCUGAAAACUGUGUCCUGAUUGAAGUUAAUUUCAAAGCCUUUGGAUUGCACCACAAAUCGGUUAUGUUGCUAUUAUUUUCUGUUAAUUGUCCAUGUGCCGACUACUGACUUGUCACCUGAUAUAUCAACCAUAACCACUGGACCACAAUAGCUAUGGUAUACAUAUCAGAUAGCUGAUAGGAUCAUCUCAUCCGCACCGCUUUUUAUGCAAGGCUUUAACACGAGGAGUCUGUGUGCAAGACUCAUAACACUACAUUUGUAUUUCAACGUUUGCGCGCUGUGCAGGUUUGCAAUGUAUUUAAAUGGAGCGGAGGGGCGUCACAGAGCUUAUGAUAUCCGUGAUGUGUUCGCAAAAGGAGCUUACAAGGGCGGCUGCUGCUUGAAUGUGCUAAACUGUCCACUGAUGUUGAAUAUUUAACCACUUCGUCCGGUUUCUGCCUUACUGAAAAACUACCGACUCUGACGCUUUUGUACAACUUAUGUCAGUAGCAUCCAGAGCUGUUCGUCUGGGGUUUGUUCUUUCUCUCUUUUGUUUACGAUCUAUUUUGUUUUCAUGUGUCGCAUUCCUGAUUGGUCACUUUCUAAAAGAGGGGAGACCAGAUCGUUGGAUGCCUUUAUUUAAGGCUCUGAAUGUGUUGGAUGGAAGCAUUGUGGGGCAGGGAAAAAAAAUGCAACCUAUCAACAAGAAUAAAUUGAGUAUGUCAAAAUGUGUAUAUGAAAAUAAAGAAUCUAUUCAUUACAAAA
Anarrhichthys ocellatus (wolf-eel) is the source of this 3520-nucleotide messenger RNA. It is a transcript of the gene rab3db, whose product is annotated as RAB3D, member RAS oncogene family, b. Bases 318 to 986 code for a protein of 222 amino acids. The record is from RefSeq and is a predicted model, not a curated record. The transcript is spliced from 5 exons. NCBI's taxonomy places the organism in Eukaryota, Metazoa, Chordata, Actinopteri, Perciformes, Anarhichadidae. Gene Ontology annotation, molecular function: GTP binding; GTPase activity.